Acyrthosiphon pisum (pea aphid) is the source of this 576-nucleotide messenger RNA. RefSeq names its product piggyBac transposable element-derived protein 4-like. The transcript has a single exon. Bases 1 to 576 code for a protein of 191 amino acids. The record is from RefSeq and is a predicted model, not a curated record. Lineage: Eukaryota; Metazoa; Arthropoda; Insecta; Hemiptera; Aphididae.
AUGAUUGGGCAACAAGCAAUAAGGGAUUGGCUUUUUAUAAAUGGAAAGAUCGAAAAAGCAGUUCAUAUAUUAUCUUCUCUUCACUCGCCAGAUGACAAAGUAUUUGUCAACAGGAAAGAAAAAGAUGGAAGUACUUCUAAAGUUCCAUGUCCUCUAGCAUUGAAGGAUUAUAAUUCAAAUAUGAACUUUGUUGACAACUUUGACCGUCUAAAAAAAGAUAACCAGUGUGAUAGAAAAAGCCAUAAGUGGUACAUGAGACUGUUUUUUCAUUUUAUUGAUUGCUGUGUUGUCAAUUCAUUUAUUAUUUACGAAGAAUUGGAUACAGACGGUAAAAAAUUAACUAAUAAAAAUUUUCGUAGAGAGGUUUACACAGGUUUAUUAUCUAGAAAAUUAGUUGAUGUGCAAUCCCCAUCCAUACUGAAAAAAAGAACUAAAUCAACUACUGAAAUCAGCAACCAUAAGCCACAUGUCUCAAAACAUUUGAGACUUACUGAAUCCAAACAUCAACCAACUCAAAUCAGUAGUAGAAGGUGUGCGAUGUGUUCAACUAAAAAAAAACCACAAAGAACAAAAUGA